Molecule: messenger RNA, 2004 nt
Organism: Dermochelys coriacea (leatherback sea turtle)
Lineage: Eukaryota; Metazoa; Chordata; Testudines; Dermochelyidae
Gene: NDOR1
Product: NADPH dependent diflavin oxidoreductase 1
Cellular component (GO): cytosol
Molecular function (GO): NADPH-hemoprotein reductase activity; FMN binding; flavin adenine dinucleotide binding
Source: RefSeq, a predicted model, not a curated record
GGGGACAGGCCAGCCGCGGCUCCCACGCAGCGCCCACACGGCCGUCGGCGGCGCAGGCGGAUGCCGUCACCGGAAGCGGAAGGAGCGCGCCGCCGGCCGCGCAGAUGGCUGAACGGAGGCUCCUUGUUCUCUUUGGCAGCCAGACUGGGACAGCUCAAGAUACAGCCGAGAGAAUUGGCAGGGAAGCCAAGCGGCGCCACUUUCACUGCCGGGUAGAGGCCCUGGACAGUUACCUUGUGGCGCAGCUGAUCCAGGAGCUGCUGGUGGUAUUUGUGUGUGCAACCACAGGCCAAGGGGACCCGCCUGACAACAUGAAGAAUUUCUGGCGGUUUAUCUUCCGAAAGAACCUGCCCGCCUCCCUUUGCCAGAUGGACUAUGCCGUGCUGGGCCUCGGAGACUCCUCCUAUCCCAAGUUUAAUUUUGUUGCGAAGAAGCUGCACAAGCGGCUGCAGCAGCUCGGGGCCAGCCCCAUCCUGCCAGUAGCCUUGGGAGACGACCAGCACGACUUGGGGUCGGAUGCAGUGGGUCCCUGGCUACUGGACUUGUGGGGAAGGAUCUCCCUUGUACCUCUGCCUCCUGGCCUUGGCAUUAUCAGCCCUGAUGUCCUUUUACCCUCCAAGUUCACUCUGCAUUUUCUGGAGGAGCGCUCCAGUGGCUGCGACAGGGGCCAGUCCCAGCAGGAGGCAGCCAGGCAGGCCCCCUCAGAGCUGCACCCCUUUGCUGCCCAGGUGGUGUCCAACCUGAGGGUCACGGCGGAAUCACACUUCCAGGACGUCCGGCUCAUUGAGUUUGAUGUCACAGGCUCUGGGAUUGAGUACCGUGCGGGAGACGUGCUGAUGGUCCAGCCCCGGAACGCCCCCGAGGACGUGCAGCAGUUCUGCCAGCUCCUGCGCCUGGAUCCAGAGAGAUGCUUUGUGCUGAAGCCCUCUGAGCCCGGAACCCCCCUUCCUGCCCACUUGCCGCAGCCAUGCACCAUCCAGCACCUGGUUGCCUGCUACCUGGACAUUUCCUGUGUUCCCCGUCGCUCUUUCUUCGAGCUCUUGUCCUGGUUCUCGCCAAACGAACUGGAGCGUGAGAAGCUGCAGGAAUUCAGCUCUGCGCAGGGCCAGGAGGAGCUCUACAGCUACUGCAACCGGCCCCGCAGGACCACCCUGGAGGUCCUCUGCGAUUUCCCUCACACCGCUUGUGCUGUUCCGGUUGACUACCUGCUGGACAUCAUCCCCCGGAUCCAGCCCCGUGCCUUUUCCAUCGCCUCCUCCAUGCUGGCUCUCCCCAACAGACUCCAGAUCCUCCUGGCUGUGGUGCAGUACAAGACUCGCCUCAGCAAACCCCGACGUGGCCUCUGCUCUACCUGGCUGGCAUCCCUUAACCCUCAGCAAGGGGAUGUCCGGGUGCCUCUGUGGGUGAAGAGGGGAGGAAUGAAGUUCCCUACCGAGCCAGACACCCCCAUCAUCAUGAUUGGCCCUGGCACGGGAGUGGCACCCUUCAGAGCAGCCAUACAGGAGCGUGUUGCACAUGGCAGGAAGGGGAACUAUUUAUUUUUUGGCUGCCGCCAGAAAUCCAAGGACUUUUACUGUGGGGCUGAAUGGCAGGAGCUGGUGAAGAGCGGGCACCUGACUCUCUUUACAGCCUUCUCCAGGGACCAGGAGGAGAAGAUUUAUGUUCAGCACCGAAUUAGAGAGAACAAAGGACUGGUCUGGGAUCUACUGAGCCGUGGGAACGCUCACAUCUACCUGGCAGGAAAUGCCAAGCAAAUGCCGGCAGCAGUAGCAGAAGCUCUAAAAUCCAUGUUCCAAUUGGAAGGGGACCUGUCCCCUUCAGAAGCUGAGGAGUAUCUAACAGCCUUGGAAAGAUCCCAUCGCUUUCAGGUGGAAACCUGGUCGUAAGCCUGAAGGCGGGCCUGGGACUGCCUGCUCCUGGCCAUUCCCCCACCCAACCGAAUGCUUGUAGCUAUGUGGGAGCGUCCAGGCACAGACAACAUCCAAUAAACCCGUCAGCACCUUG